CACUACGUGUGCCCACAACGCACGUCCGUCGCGGCCGUUGACAUAAAUACGGGUCAUUGAUUUGCAUAAUAAACAUAGCUUGUAUUACAAAAAGUGAAACUUCUAACAAUAUAAAUGGUAUUUUGUAUGUGAUAUUUAUUCAUUUGGAUUUUAAGGUCACAGAAAUGGAAGCGCUACGGUUUAGAACCGUGGUUUCUUUCGCCACUAACCACGGGAAAAAUCUUAUUUGUUGUAAAAAUGUAAACCCCCGUCCGUUGCUGUCAUGCGUUCCUGUGGCUGUGGUGGGGGUAAAUCGAAAUGCGCACACGCAGAAUAUCUUUCAGAACAUGACGUACAUAAGCAAUGAUAAAGUGAAGUUAAAAGCGGAUCCUAAAACUAUGAAACUAAACCAAAACAUAGACAAGCCACUAUGCAUAAUAAUGAACUGGAUGAUGGCGAAACCUAACCACGUGCAGAAAUAUGCCAAGCUGUACUUAGACCAUGGGUUCGACGUGGUCUCCGUGACAUGUACACCUUGGCAACUUAUGUGGCCAGCUAAAGGAUCUCAGGUGUUAGCGAAAAGCUUGCUGCGGUUCAUGGAAGCGAACACUCAGAACCCGCUGGUGGUGCACGGGUUUUCCGUCGGCGCGUACGUCUGGGCUGAGCUGCUCGUGCACGCAGUCAAAAAUAAACAGCAAUACCAGCCAGUAUUAGAUCGCAUAGCGUCCCAGGUGUGGGACUCCGGGGCUGAUAUCCACGAGAUUCCCGUCGGCUUCCCGAGCGCCGUGUUCCCGAAGAACAAGGUCUUGCAGGAGAUCUUCAGAACUUAUAUCAAGACCCACAUGAAAGUAUUCCACAACGUAGCGACGAAGCACUAUAUGAAAGCAACCGCAGUGUUUCACGAGACGCCCUGCAGAGCUCCCGGGCUGUUCCUCGUUUCCAAGACUGAUCUGGUCGGCGCUGAAAAGAGGAGCAGGAGUGUUCACGAUUCUUGGGUUAGGAGUGGGAUGAAGUGCAACUUUAAAUGCUGGGACAAGUCGCCGCACGUGCUUCACUACAUCUACCAUCCAGAAGAGUACAAACAAGUUCUUUAUUCACAUCUUGAACAGUGUAGACUGCUGAAAUCUUAGUCAUACAGAAGUAACUAUUAAGGUAGUCUGUGGUCAUACUAUUGAUACGGUGAACUGGUUACUAUCUAUAUAGUCCAUACUAAUUAUUAUAGAGAGGUUUUUAUUUAUUUGUAAAGGCUCCGAAACUACUUAUAAUCGAUUUGAAAAAUAUCACUGUUGAGGUUUGGAAAUUUAUUUCAUAGUGAUAAUUCAUAGGACAAUGAUGCAUUGAAAAUUAAGUUACCAAUAUAAAAAGUAAGGCAAAAAGUUUUCUAACCAAAACUUCAACGCAUGACGACUUUCGAGCUGGACAUCAUAUGUAUUUACAUGAUCACUUAAAUACUUCCUACUUAACACCAAUGCAUUUACUUUUUGUUUUAAAAUGCCGAAUAACUUUGGUUAGUAGUAUUUGUAAGAUAGUCAUAAUAUUACAUUUGAUUUAAAUAUGCGUUUUUGUUAAGGGGCAUUUUUAGCUAAAUAAUGUUUGUCAGUAUUUACACAUAACUAGCAAUAUUUGCCAGUAAUUUUUCGAAGAUCUGAAAACUACUUCUUAAUGUUAUCAUCUUUAAACAAUAUAUAAGCAUAAUUACAACCUGGUUAAUAUAUUGUUAAUAA
Molecule: messenger RNA, 1703 nt
Organism: Helicoverpa zea (corn earworm)
Lineage: Eukaryota; Metazoa; Arthropoda; Insecta; Lepidoptera; Noctuidae
Exons: 8
Coding region: 165-1109 (314 amino acids)
Molecular function (GO): serine hydrolase activity
Source: RefSeq, a predicted model, not a curated record